AUGCGAAGAUUGAUAUCGAUCAACAACCUGCUCAAUCAAAGAGCGUUGCAAGGCCACAUGUUGAUGCAUUACCUGAAGACCCUCAAGAAUGAAACCACGAUGGAACCGAAGGAAAUGGCUAAUCUCAACCAUUCUGUAGAAGUCCUUUCGGUCGCGACUAAGACACCGAUUUGGCACAUCGAAGAUCUUUUCGAGGAACAGCCUCACUGCUCCAGCAAGCCCUUUCUGCUGGUACUGGUGGCGACAGCACCAGAAAACUUCGAACGCAGAAAUGCGAUCAGGAAAACUUGGGCUGGUUCCGAGAGACAGAAGCAUUGGAUCACGCGAACACAUGCUAAGACGGUGUUCCUCAUAGGUCUAUCCACAACGAAGUUCCUGAACGUCCUAACACAGAAUGAAAAUGAGCAAUAUGGAGAUGUCUUAUUAGGGUCAUACGUGGACACUUACCGAAAUUUGACAGCAAAAGUUAUGCAUGGAUUCACAUGGGCUUUCAAACAGUGCAAGCCGAUGUUCCUCCUGAAGACAGACGAUGACUGUUUCGUCAACUUACAUCUCCUGACGGAAUUCCUUCGGAAGUACAAUCCUAUUCGAACAAAUCUCUACGCAGGACGUAUAAGGUGGUCAGCUCCAGUUAUAAGGGACCCGACCAGCAGGUGGUACGUAUCGGACAAAGAGUACAGGGGAUCCAGAUACGCUCCUUACGUCAGUGGUGCAGGGUAUGUCAUGAGUCUGGAUGUACUUCACAAACUGGUGCAGCUGUCUGGAAAGGUGGACGUAUUUCCGAACGAGGAUGCAUAUGUGGGGUACGUCUUGAACUUUGCCAGGGUGAGGCCGACAUACAGUGCGCGAUUUGUGACACACAACGGACCUUGGCAAGUGUGCAAUUUUUUGUAUUUGUUCGUAGUGCAUCAUGUGAAACCAUCAAGACAAAAAGAAUUCCAGGAUAUGGUAGAUUUGGCAAGGCAGAAAUGCCCAGAAAGUGAUGUUGCAAGGGACUGGGUUUGAGAAUUGGGAGUUUUGUGCAACAGGGUGGCGACAGAAAUUGGAAAAAAAAGUUCCCUGACUUUUCCCUGAUUAAGUUCACCAAAUUUCCCUGAUUUACGUUACCAAUGAUAAU
This is a messenger RNA of Uloborus diversus, 1117 nucleotides long. RefSeq names its product beta-1,3-galactosyltransferase 5-like. Lineage: Eukaryota; Metazoa; Arthropoda; Arachnida; Araneae; Uloboridae. The record is from RefSeq and is a predicted model, not a curated record. Gene Ontology annotation, cellular component: membrane. Gene Ontology annotation, molecular function: hexosyltransferase activity. Bases 1 to 1005 code for a protein of 334 amino acids. The transcript is spliced from 2 exons.